Molecule: messenger RNA, 4171 nt
Organism: Notolabrus celidotus (New Zealand spotty)
Lineage: Eukaryota; Metazoa; Chordata; Actinopteri; Labriformes; Labridae
Product: cadherin-related family member 1
Exons: 18
Coding region: 207-2792 (861 amino acids)
Biological process (GO): homophilic cell-cell adhesion
Cellular component (GO): plasma membrane
Molecular function (GO): calcium ion binding
Source: RefSeq, a predicted model, not a curated record
UCAGGAGAGAUCAGUGCGAGAGAGUGUGGCAGAAGAUGUCUGCGGAGGGAAGGGAUGCGUCACUGGAUUAGUGCCUGAGAAUCUGUCCCAGCCUCUUCUUUCUCCUGAGCUGCUGAGACGCCACCAGAAGGGCAAGACACUCACUACUCGCUUUACCUCCACCUAGCCUUCCACAUGAGCCAGCCAAGCCUUAGCUCCCCACCAGGAUGAAGAAAGAAAAGAAAACGCAUGCUUUGCUGUUCCUCCUCCUGCUUCAUUUUACCUCAGCACGGAAAUCAGACUAUGCACCAUAUUUUUAUGACAAUGGACCCAGCAGUACAGAUGGGAACAUGGCCUUGUUCAGCAUCUCUGAGGAUACACCAGUUGGGACGCAGGUUUACAUUCUGAAUGGAACAGACCCAGAAGGAGAUCCAGUACGAUUUGACCUGACUUUUGAAAAGGGCUCCAAAGAAUAUUUAAGUGUGGACCCCAAGUCAGGAAAUGUCACCUUGAUUCAGGAGCUUGACAGAGAGAAACAAGAUGAGAUCUCAGCGCUUGUGAGCAUAACUGACGGUCGCAAUAAAGUUAUCGAGACAGUGAGAGUGUUUGUUACUGAUUCCAAUGAUGAGCAACCUGAGUUUCAAAACCUGCCUUUCAUCAUUGAUAUUGCAGAGGAUACUGAACCAGGAAGUAGUAUCUACAGAGUCCAAGCAGUUGAUAAAGACAUGGGCUCAGGAGGCAGCGUCUCAUAUUAUCUACAGGCAGUCAGCCAAUUUACCAUUGAUGGCAACAGCGGUAUCCUCAGAGUCAAACCUGGUGAGACUUUGGACUACGAGACCACACCAGCACACUUUGUGACGGUGGUUGCAAAGGAUGGAGGAGGAAAGUACAAGGGGAAGCACCAGGUGUUGACCUCCACAGCCACCAUUACAAUCAAUGUGAUUGAUGCUCAAGACAUGCCUCCAUCCUUCAUAGGAACUCCUUACUUUGGCUACGUCUACGAAGUCUCCCUCCCAGGUUCUGAAAUAUUCACUGUUUAUGCUAAAGAUGGAGAUCAAGGCAAUCCUAACUCCAUACAUUACUCUGUGAUGAAUGGUAGUGAUGGUGUCUUUGACAUAAACAGCACCAGUGGAUGUAUCACCCUGUCAACUUAUCCAUCUAUGCUGAAGAACGAAUUAUAUGAAAUCAAAGUCAAGGCGUCUGAGAUUGGACCGAAUGAUAGCCUGCUGGACUACGACAUCACCACAGUGACAGUCCGCGUUGUUGAUCUCAACAACCAUCCGCCCACUUUUUAUGGAGAGAACGGACCCCAGAGCAAGUUUGAGGUCACCAUGUACGAGCAUCCUCCUGCUGGGGAGAUCCUGAGAGGGUUCAAGAUCACCGUCAACGACUCAGAUCAGGGUGCAAACGCCAAAUUUAAGCUAAGACUUGUUGGGCCGAGCCGAGUGCUGCGAGUGGUUCCACAGACGGUCCUCAAUGAAGCACAGGUGACCAUCAUUGUAGAAGACACCUCUGGCAUCGACUAUGAAAAAGGAUCAACACUUUCAUACAAGCUGCUGGCCGUGGAGAUCGACACUCCUGAAAGAUUCAGCGCCACAGCCGACAUAUUGAUCAACCUGUUGGACACGAACGACAACAUCCCCAAGUUUACCUCAGAAUAUUACAUCGCCCGGGUCCCAGAGAACUCUCCAGGAGGCUCCAGCGUUGUAUCUGUAACAGCAAUAGACCCAGAUUCAGGGCCUUGGGGUGAAGUCAAAUACACGAUUUAUGGAUCAGGAUCCGAUUUGUUUUCCAUCGACCCAUCAUCAGGCAUCAUCUCCACACAGCCCUGGACCAGCUUGGACGCAGAGCUCAGGUCCAAGUUCAACUUUUACGUCAAGGCUCAAGACUCAGAGGGAAAGUACAGCCUAGCUGAAGUCUUCGUCACUGUCCUCGACAUAAAUGAUCAUCCUCCAGCUUUUGAUGAGGAACUUCUGGAAAAGACAAUGAUCAUUGGUUCGCCUGUAAAAGUAGAGGCAGUGGAUGACGAUGCAGAGUCUCCAAACAACGUCAUCGAGUACUUCAUCAUGAAAGAGGACCCUGAAAAUGCCUUUGAAAUAAACUCUGAUACCGGAGAGAUCCAGCUGAAGCCAUACAUCAAAUCCAUGGAGAUUGUGCAAAACAUCACCAAGCAGAAGGAUGCCAAGUGGUGUCUGGUGAUCCAGGCCAGAGACAGAGGGUCCCCAUCCUUCAGUACAACAGCUAUGGUCAACAUAGAUAUCACCGAGGCGACUCCUCUCAAGGGGCCUAUGGCGGCCUUUUUAAUGAAAAGUAGGGACAAUCCUAUGAAAGCUCUAGGCAUGGUUGUUGUGAUUAUUAGCUUAAUGGUAGGGGUGACUGUGUUGAUCUCUACGGCCUUGUACAUGCGCAACUCAAAGUCAAACAGGAUCAUACCGGUGCGUCGCAUCAUCAAGAGGCGACCCAGGGAGCAUCAACCCUGGACCUCUAAGAUGCCCAUUAUCAGAUUCUACAACCCUGCAGAGAAGUUCCUCAUUAGCGACGCAGAGAGCAACCUGCAGAGGGACUUCAGCAGCCCUGGGGCGAGGCCUCCACCUCCCAGCGCUCCCUCUCUGCCACCUCCACCUCCUUCUAACACACGUCCCAGUGACAGACCCUGGGCGGUACCAACUAUAUCUGGUGCUCUGGCCUCCAAAGGAUCCAAAAAAACGAAAACUAGUUGCCGCAAAGAGGGUAACAUGAGCUCUGCUUUAGUGUCAGAGCUGAAAAUGAAGCUGGAGCAGAAAAUCCAUGAAAGCAACAAAGGUUAUUAUUAAUCUGUCACACAAAAGUCGAGUUUUGGGGACUCCUCUCACCUGAAGUUCAGAUGUUGAUCUGGUGGAGGGUCAGAUGGUUAUAACAGGAAUGUGUGCAGAUAUUUACAGAAUCAUGCAAAACUAUUAACCCUGUUUAACUUUUCCAUAUCAUGUCACAACUGCACAUAAAAAUGAUUUAAAUGGGAUUGCAUGUGUCAGCCACAUGGACACAAAAUAAUGUACAAAUUUUAAUUUGUUUAAUCUGUGAAACUCCCUACUAAGAUCGAGUGCAAACAACUGCCUUCAGGUGAACUUGUGCAGCUAGAUUUCAGCUUCUUUGACAGCUCAUGUCUAUUAUUCAAAAGAUAAAAAGCCCAAAUAAGUCACUUUUAGUCUUAGAUUUUUUACACAGAGAAAUGUGGAAAGGUGAAAUACUUCUGCAUGGCAUCGUAUGUCUUCAAACCAGAUAUUAAAUAUGCACGCUUCACUGCUUCCGCUGGUGGUUGGGUGAAGAAACGAGAGAGCCUGGGUCACUGAUAUAGUCAAAGAUAAACCACCACACUGCCAUCUUGAGGAAGAUUACAUCAUCUUAACAGUAAGAAGCUACUCUGUAAAUUCCCUGAGGAGAGGAUUACUAAGACUUAGUGUGUAUAGACCUAAGUUACAUAACUUCCUGAAAAGUGUAAAUAUCACAACCUUGUAUUGUUUUCAACAGAGCUAUAUCAGGAGCAUGCAGCUGAAUGACACGGUGAUGAAAAAAUACAACUCAGCUUGUUCGAAAGUGCUAAAGAACUAGUGUAUGUGUUUUUACUGUGUUACAUCAGCCGCUUGAAAGCUGACGAGUUGCUCUUUUGUAUGAUUACAAUGUGCCACGUUUGGUUUUCACAGUAAAAACAAGAUGAAAUUAGAUUUAUUUAAAUGUCUAGAGAAAAGCUUUUGUGUAAAUAACAUUGGUCCACUUUAAAUGUACAGUAUGGAAUCAUUUAUUAUUUGCAAUGUACAUAUACGACGAGAUAUGAGCUUUCCACAGAAGUAACUUACAGCAGUGAAAAACAUGAAACAAGAAAAACCAUGUAACUCCACUAGUUGGAAUUAGAUGGUACAUUUAGUCUUGAGUUUUUGAAGCACAGAUCAAUAUGAUGUUUAUAAGUAUCUGAAACCUGCUUUGAGAUUUUAUCUGUAGAUAUAGAGUCUGUGUUGAAUAUUUAGAGUCAACACACAGUGUUACCCUUCAAUGCCUUCAACUGUAGGCAAAUGUAACACAAGUCUUGUAUCUGAAUACAUCUUGAUUAUAUCAUUAGAUCAAAUAUAUAUUGUAUCGCUGUUAUAAAUGACACUUGCCUGGUCCUUCAAUAUUUGUACCGUCUUUGUAUUGUCAUGAUUUUGAAUAAAUAUUUGAG